This is a messenger RNA of Tetrahymena thermophila SB210, 1107 nucleotides long. RefSeq names its product kinase domain protein. NCBI's taxonomy places the organism in Eukaryota, Ciliophora, Oligohymenophorea, Hymenostomatida, Tetrahymenidae. The transcript is spliced from 14 exons. Gene Ontology annotation, molecular function: small GTPase binding; GTPase activator activity. The record is from RefSeq and is a predicted model, not a curated record. Gene Ontology annotation, biological process: nucleocytoplasmic transport; activation of GTPase activity. Gene Ontology annotation, cellular component: nucleus; perinuclear region of cytoplasm; cytosol.
AUGCAAGAUUAUUAUUUUCUUUCUUCAAACCUUUUAAGUGAAAAUUGCAUUUUUUUAGAUGCUAGCAAUUUUUAGGAUAAAAUUUAACAUCUGCCUAUCUUAGGGAAGGAAUUAGCAUAAUGUCAAAAUUUAACUGGCUUAAAAAUAGCAUUCGAAGGUCUUUAAAUUGGAGAUGAUGGGUUGAAAAAUCUAGGAUUAAGCUUAGAAUACUUAAAUAUAAGCAUUUUAGACUUAUCUUUAAGAGGAAAUAAUAUUCAAAAAUAAGGAUUAAAUAAUUUACUAUAAGGUUUAGUAAAAUGUUCAAACCUCACUAAUUUAAAAAUCAAUCUUAGCGGGAAUUAAAUAGAAAGUGAAGGGAUAUAAAACAUGAAUAAUUAACUAUCUCAACUUAAGAGUCUAACAAAUUUAACUUUGUACCUAACUAAUACUAAAAUCGGGAAUGAGGGAUUAAGUGUAUUAGGAUAAUAGCUAGCUUUAUGUGAAAAAAUUGAAUAUUUAGCUCUUUUUCUGAGUUUUAAUUAAAUAAAUUAAUAAGGAGCGUAAGAUCUAUGUUAAGGGCUUGCUCAGUGCAAAUAACUAAAGAUUAUUUAUAUUUAUCUGAGAUAAAAUGAGGUUGAGUCAAAAGGUUUAUAAUCUAUGCUUAAGUAACUUUCAUAAAACAAAGAACUCAACUAAUUAACAUUAGAUUUAAGUGCUUGCAACAUUUAAGAUAACUACCCUAUUGACAUAGAUUGUUUCUAAUAAAUGACUAAUCUUCAGUUUUUGAGUCUUUAAUUACAAGCUAAUAAAAUAGGACAACAGUGGAUAUCUUAAUUAGCUUAACAAAUACAUAAAUGCCCUCGUCUUUAGCAUCUAGAGCUUUAUUUAGGCGAUAAUUUUAUAAACGCUGAAGGAUUUGCAGCUCUAGGAAAAGGAUUAAAAAAAAUUUAAAAUCUAAACUAAUUAGAAAUAAAUUUAAGGGGCAACUCAACAGAAUUUAAAGAUCUAUCUAGCUUUAUUUAUGAAUUGUCAUAAUGUGGAAAGCUUGUUAUGUUAGAUAUAAAUCAUCAGCUUGCUACAUAAUGCCUUAAAAAAAUUAAUUCUUUGAUUUAAAUUGUGGAAUUGUGA